AUGGAGGAAGGUCAAGAAAAGGUGGAAGAAUCUCAGAACAGUAGAACACCAUUUGUCACCACCUUCCAUCCCAGGAACCUGGUUGCCGGGAAAAUCAUUCGUCGAAACCUUCCAGACCAAUUACCAGGUACUUUUCCUUGUAACAGGACAAGUUGCCGCACAUGUUCCCAUGUCAAUUCAUCAUCCACAAUUACAACACCCAAAGGGCAUGUUAACAUCACGGGACAUUUUUCCUGUAUCACUUAUAACGUGGUUUAUUGUCUGUCGUGCUCCAAAUGUCCAUCGAUAGUGUACAUUGGAGAGACUGGAAGAAGGUUGGCGGACCGCUUUAGAGAGCACCGCAGGGAUGUCAUCAACGGGAGAAAUGACCUUCCUGUAUCUGCCCAUUUCAACCAAGCCAAUCAUACACUGGAGGACAUGAAGGUUGCGGUGUUGAAGGCAGGCCUAGCCAACCAGGAAUACCGCAGGAGGCAGGAGACUCUUUUGAUUUGCAAAUAUGGAACUGUGGCUCCGAGCGGCCUUAAUUUGAGACUUUGA
Porites evermanni is the source of this 537-nucleotide messenger RNA. The record is from the annotation of a GenBank genome assembly. Lineage: Eukaryota; Metazoa; Cnidaria; Anthozoa; Scleractinia; Poritidae.